Molecule: messenger RNA, 2938 nt
Organism: Nomia melanderi (Alkali bee)
Lineage: Eukaryota; Metazoa; Arthropoda; Insecta; Hymenoptera; Halictidae
Source: RefSeq, a predicted model, not a curated record
AACCGCCCGAAACGAGUGACACGAUAACAACGCGUAUUAAUCCCGCCGAAUAACCGCCUCGAUGACUAACGGCGAAACGACGACGCCUGUUUUUUCCCGUUUGCAUACGUAACAGCAGGUCGCAGAUGAUGGCGGGGCCGGUACCCGCGAUAUUCCCGCUCGGAGUUUUAUCGCGCGACGCGGAUCUUCUUGUUUAGUCUCCGGCGACCGGUCCUAUCGGUAGUCCAGCAGCUUUUGCUCGCCGGCUCGCAGACUGUACGGCGUGCGCGUUCCAAUUAGGCAAUCCGUAUUUUGCCCAGCGAUCGACGCGCGACCCGAAUCCGCGACACCGAUCUUCCGCGGAGACGCCAUUGUCAACCGACAACGGGACACGAUCCUUGACCCGGUUCACCGGACGAGGAUAUUUCACGGUCGGAUUUCGAACUAGCGAAACCUAUUGAAAACGAGCAUUUAGUUUUUCGACUCGACCGAGUUAGAUCGACGUCGCUUUGGCGAAUGGUUCAGCCAGAGACUCGUUACCUCGAGGAAUCAAUAGCCACCGCACAUCCAGGACAGAGCCUGAACAAUCCCAGGAACACCAACAAAGAACCAUCAGCAACCGAGUCUCGAUAUCACCACACGCAAACCGACAGCAUGUCGAACGUGUCCGGCAUAAUGGAGUCAGAGGACGUCGUUCGCAAAGAGACUCUUGUUCGUCGUGUCUCGAACAUCCUAAAAGACGGCAGCAACAGCGGGCCGCCAUUGCUGUUUCGUCACGCGUCGAUGCAGAGGAUCCGCCAUUGCUGUCAGAAUCUCAACCUGUUCCCGUAUCUCCUCUACUCGGUGGACAACUCCAAGUCUCACCCGAUCCCGAGGAAGGUUCACGUUUGCCUGGGCCAGCUACUGCGAGUGAUCGUGGCCAGAGUCUUCCACAUUUACCAGCAACUCCGACACAGCCUUCUCCGCGGCAUCCAGUCCGAUGACUUCCAAUCGAAGCAGACCACGCAGACCGACGACGUUCCGAAGCCUCCAGUGAAGUUCCAGAGGGUCGUGCGAAGGAAACCCAAGCAAAGCUGUUCGUUGUACCUAACGUUAGCCAUCUACCUGGCGCCGCUUGUGCUGUUCUGCCAGUUGAUAGGACUGUUCAGCAUAAUGGUAGUUGGCAAGUACACACCGGGAUUCAUCUUCUUAACGUCAGCACUGCUGUUCCUCGGCUGCAUCUCGCUGAAGAUAAUGUUCUACGAGAGCACGCCCAGGACCGCCAAACACAAGAAGGACAAAGCGCUGUGAUCAUGCACUUGAUGAUCGCGAUCGAUCAGAUAAAUCGUGUAGCCGGCCGAUUCGACUAUAGUAUUUCGGAGUAUCUUCUGAUGUUCUAGGCUCACUGUAGUCUGCUAUUCGCGAGAGGAAUGUAAGAGUUUAUAUAAGACGUUGAGGUAUUCGAGUUUUAGAGAGAUGGAAUAUUCAUUCGGAGAGGAUCUUGGGGUACUGGACAAUAGGGUAUUGCAGGGAGUUUUGUUGUUCUUUGUAGAGUGGAGCUGAAAUCUUGGAUUCGGAGGUUUUCAGAGAUUGGGAGCUGGGUAAAAGAGAAUUAGAAUUCUCGCGUUAAUGAGUUCGCGGCAGGUUGACGGUAGUUUAAGGAUUGUUGAGAUGUCUUGAAUAAUUAAAGUAGAUCGCAGCGUUAAUAGAAUUACACAUUAUCCUCGUUCUCUUCGGAAAGCAGGCUACAGUUGACCGGUAGGACGCUCGCGAACGAUAGACAAUUUCUAGAGCUAGCCAUCGUCAUCCGUUUCUCGAUAGCUUCGUAGUUAGGUUACCGGCCGAGGCCUCUUGCGCAAUGAAGCGAGGUACUCGCAAUCGGAUCGCGGAUCUUUAUGCAGCGGAAAGCGCAGGAACAUCGUCGAAGUUCGAAACGUCAAGGUUAUUUCACUCGUAUCGCUCCCCUGAAAUUCAUUGACUGCGGGAACGAUGCGUAAUCGAUUCGAAUUCCGCUGAAUCAACUUCCGAGCACGCGAAUGCAUAAACAUCGUCGGUCUAGUCACGAUAUUAGCGAGUCGACGUUCGAAUUUUCUGAUAUCGAGGGUCUGGAAUGAAUUGCGCGAGAGACGACCUGUCAGUUCCUGCGGGUUCCAACGUUCUUCGGUUCUUUUCCGUUCUUCCUUGUUUCUUUUUGUUUUUCUUUGCGAAUCGCGCGUCGGGUCGUAGCAACACGUUUUAGAGGAUAGGAGAGGAUGCGCGGACGCGACUGCGAGGAUAGCUUCUACGGUGGAAACAGACGAGACGAACGGGUUCCCAUAAUCGUACACGUUCCCCCUGCAACCAGUAGACCAGUUGUAAUGUCGAACGUUCGGUUUCUACCUUUAUUUCGCUAGGAAGUAAAGCUGAACCCCGAGAAUCGCAAUUAUCCGAGGACACGCGGAACAGCAAUCUCCAGGGAGUUGUCUAAACGAGGUCGCGGCAACGACCAAUCCUCUGCAGCAGAAGACUGAGAAUUUGUUUUUAAAAAAACUUGUUUUUCCCCUCCCUCCCCACCCCACCUCCCGUUGUUUUCCUUUUUCUCUUUUUCUUUGUACAUAAUGAAUAGGGACGAGUGAAAGAUAGAAAUCGCGCGCGUAGGGAUAAAAGAGGAAAUAUAUAUUAUAUAUAUUAUAAAUAUAUAGAUAUACGAAAACGCGAGAAGAGGAUUAUUCUCUGUAUGUCAUUCACACUUACACAUUUACACACGUGCAUUCACACAAACACACACACGUUCAUACACACACGCGUACACAGAGUCUUUCGACCGCCAUUUAGAAGAGGACUUGGUGCGUCCACUGAACGAGUUAGGCUAAUCUGUGAUGAAGUGGAGCCAAGUUGUAUUUUUAACGGCCACUUGAUGUCCCACUUACUUAAGUACGAUAAGGAUACAUGUGUAACAUCGUCAAACUUCUUUUUUAAAUAUACGUUAAUUACAACGAAA